Molecule: messenger RNA, 1356 nt
Organism: Macadamia integrifolia
Lineage: Eukaryota; Viridiplantae; Streptophyta; Magnoliopsida; Proteales; Proteaceae
Product: ATP synthase subunit gamma, mitochondrial
Exons: 9
Coding region: 123-1091 (322 amino acids)
Biological process (GO): proton motive force-driven ATP synthesis
Molecular function (GO): proton-transporting ATP synthase activity, rotational mechanism
Source: RefSeq, a predicted model, not a curated record
UUUCCAGUGUAGAGAACAACGACUCGAAAUAUAGCACCUGUAGGGACGGCAAAGGAAGCGAAACCCUUUCUUUUCAUCAAGCAAUUAAAUUUGGGGGCUUCGAAGAUCUGUUCUGAUCAACAAUGGCGAUGGCUGCGCUGAGACGAGAAGGAAGGCGAUUUGCCCCUCUCAUGUCUCAUAAUCCCAUCAAUGCGGUCCGAUCUUCGCUUAUCACCGAGGAGUUGGCUCCUCAGGGCGCACGCUCUAUAUCAACUCAAAUAGUCAGAAACCGGAUGAAGAGUGUGAAAAAUAUUCAGAAAAUCACAAAAGCAAUGAAGAUGGUUGCAGCUUCAAAGCUACGAGCAAUUCAAACGAGAGCAGAAAAUUCACGUGGCCUGUGGCAGCCAUUUACUGCACUUCUUGGGGAUACUCCUAGUGUUGAAGUCAAGAGGAAUGUUGUCGUUACUAUUUCAUCUGACAAAGGUCUAUGUGGUGGAAUCAAUUCUACGGCAGUCAAGAUCAGUCGAGCUAUUCAUAAGUUGACUGCUGGUCCUGAGAAAGAGACAAAGUAUGUUGUUUUGGGAGAAAAGGCAAAAGCUCAACUUAUCCGUGACUCAAAGAAGGACAUUGAGUUAUCUAUAACCGAAUUGCAGAAGAAUCCCCUGAACUAUACUCAGGUGGCUGUACUUGCAGAUGACAUCCUAAAGAAUGUUGAAUAUGAUGCUUUGAGAAUUGUUUUCAACAAGUUCCAGUCAGUUGUUUCAUUUAUGCCAACAAUUGCAACUGUAUUAUCCCCUGAGGUCGUAGAGAGGGAGGCUGAAUCCGGUGGAAAGCUUGGUGAGUUGGAUUCUUAUGAAAUAGAAGGUGGUGAGACCAAAGCAGAAGUGCUGCAGAACCUUUCAGAGUUCCAGUUUUCUUGUGUUCUUUUCAAUGGUAUAUUAGAGAAUGCCUGCAGUGAGCAGGGGGCUAGGAUGUCCGCCAUGGACAGUUCCAGCAGAAAUGCUGGUGACAUGCUUGAUCGUCUCACUCUUACUUAUAACAGAACCCGUCAAGCAUCCAUCACUACCGAGCUUAUCGAGAUUAUAUCUGGGGCUUCAGCACUGGAAGGUUAAGUCCAGGAAGCAGCCUACUUGGUCAAAAAUAAAAACAUUGAGAGAAGUCUGUUUCCCCCUCAAGGGGGGGUCAUCCAAUUUCAAACGCAGUUUUUGGUUGAGCUGCUACUUCGAAUAAUCUACGGAAGUCAAAACUUAUUUUCUGGAAGUUGUGAACAUUUUUCUGUUUUUGGAUUUUUUAGGGGCUCCUGUGUCAACUUGUUUCAUGUAUGGCAUUUGGGUUUGUUUCUUUUCUUUGUUAAUGAUGAAGUUGGAAUUUCUCUCA